Molecule: messenger RNA, 5468 nt
Organism: Arachis stenosperma
Lineage: Eukaryota; Viridiplantae; Streptophyta; Magnoliopsida; Fabales; Fabaceae
Product: disease resistance protein RPV1-like
Exons: 4
Coding region: 2350-5139 (929 amino acids)
Biological process (GO): defense response
Molecular function (GO): ADP binding
Source: RefSeq, a predicted model, not a curated record
AUAUUAAAAUAUCCAUAUAAUUAAUUUUUAAAAAAAUUAAAUCACUUUUUAGAAUUAAGUUUUAUAAACACUAAAAUAUCCUUAUAUAUGACUAAUUAUUAUUGUUUGAUUGUAUGAAAAAUUAGACAUUUAAAUUUAAUUUUAAAAUGAUUAAAACACGGAAAGAGUUCAUUUUAAGAAAUCAAAAUACGUUUCGAGAAUUAAUUUUGAAAGACUAAAAUAUUUUUAUAAUUAAUUUUUUAAAAGACUAAAUAAUCUUUUGGGAUUAAUUCGGAAAUUAAAAUACUAAAAUACUAUAGGAUGAAGAACGAUUAUUUGGUUUUAUUAGAAAUUAGGAACUUGACUUUAAUAAUAAAAAGACUAAAAUAAUAGCUUCUAGAAUUAAAGUUGUUUAAUUGUAUUAAAAAAAAUUGAAUUUGAUUUUAGAAAGACUAAAAUAAAAUAUCUUUCUAGUUAAUUUUGAAAAGAUUUAAUUACCUUUUUAAAAUUUAAUUUGUUUAAUUGUAUUAUAAAUUUAAAAUAUGAGAUACUAAAAGAUCCUCUUAAUCAUAUUUUAAAAAACCAAAAUAUCUUUUUAGGAUUAAUUUUGAAAGACUUUAUAAAUAAUUUAAUUAUUAUGUCGAUAGAGAAUAAUUAUUUUGUUAAUUUCAAUGUUUUUGUCAUGAACUUAAUUACAAAAUCUGAUAUAGUAUAAAAACUUAAUAAAAAAAUAUAAAAAUUUAAUUAAAAAUUUAAUAAAAUUAUACGAACUGAUACCUAAUUAAGCCUAUACAGUAGUAUAUUAGUGUCCGAAAUAUCUUUAAUAGUCUCACUUUCUUCUUUUUUAGUUAUUGUUCAUUAUUUUGGAGAAAUCCACAUUCUUGUGUUGUUGUCUUAUUCAUAUUCGGCUAAUUUUUUUUAGAAAUGGAUGAGCAUGCUGUUGUGUUAUCCAUUAUUAUGGGUAAGUUUGGUGUUUUUUUUUUAAAUAUAGAAAUUCAUUUUUUUUAAUUGAAUUAUCAAAUUAAAUCAUCAUAUUUGAGCGUAUGAAAAAUUCAAAAAAAAAAAAUGAGGGUAAUUUUAUGAUGGCUGAGAUGUGAAUUUUGUAAGUACAUAAAAAAAAUUCAGAUUUAUGAUUUUAAAAUAAUAAAAAAAUUUAUAAACACAAAUUUGAUAUUAAAAUUUAUUAUUUCAAAAAAAUAAAAAAUUCAUAUACGCAAACCUAACCAUCAGAUUUUGAUAUCAAAUUUUGAUUUUUAGAAUUUUUUUAACUGUCGUCUGUCUUCCACAAUUUUGUGAUAUAUUUUUCACUUUUAUAAUACAGCUAAAGAUAUAUUCCUCUCUAAUAUUUAAAAUAAAAAAAUACUAUUCUAACCAUCCAUUUAUUUUAUUAAUCAAUAAAAUAAUUAUCUUUGAGAAAAAAUAAUUAAUUUUAAAAGAUUAAAAUAUUCUUUCUGAGUUAAAAUUAUUUAAUUGUAUUAAAAAUUAGAAGUAUCAAUUUACUAAUACUAGAAUUUUUUUUUUUUGCCGAUGAAUUAUAGCUUAAAUGGCAUAAUCUUCCUAUCUUUGGUAAAAAAAAGAAAACUUUUUUUUGAAUUUUAAAAUGGUUAAAUUUAGGAUUAUUUUUAAAAGGAAUUAAAUAAAUUACCUUUAGACACCAAAAAAAAUAAAUUACCUUUUAACGUUAACUUUGUUUAGUUGUAUUAGAAAUUUGGUUUUGAUUUAAAAAAAUAUUAUUUCACACAUACAUAAAAAUAUUAGUAUAAGAAUCAAAGUAUUUUAAUAUCAUAAUUAUUAUUAUCUUGGAAUUCUAAAUUGAAUAAAGUUACAUAAACAAUUUUGAAUUAAAUAUUUUCAUAAAUUUUCACAUAGCUUUAUAAAUUUGUAAUUACAUAAUUGUUAAAUUUUAUAUUAAUUUAUAUAUCUAUCUAAAUUUCAUGACAUGCGCGGAUAUAGAUCUAGUUUCAUAUUAAAUUGUACAAAUAAACAGAGUUAUGCAUUCACCUUAAGUUGGUCAUAUCUGUUUCAACGUAGAAAAGCAAACUGACAAAGAUUUGCAUGAUUUUCAUACUCUGUUGGAUGAGAGUAAAUGCACAUUAGAAUAAGAAACAGUAAUAAAUAAUAAUAUUUAGUUACUUUAGAUAUUAAAAAAGUUAGCUACACAUGGAAAAAAAAAUUCACUUUUAUAAAAAAAAAGUUAAAAAUUAAUUUAAUAUAUUUGACUAAAUAUCUAAAUUGCUUGAUAUAAUUAGUAUUAAAAUAUAAAUUCACUAAAAUCACCAAGCUUAAACAUGCUCAUUUUCUUUUUUAUUACAAUCUCCGUUAUUAUUGUUUUUUUCCCUCUUCUUAUUCUUCUCUAUUUUUACUUGUACUAUGAUAUACUUUCUCCUUUUCUUUUCCAUAUACCAUAGAAAUGAAUCAGAACUGAUUCAAGAUAUUGUCAAGAAUAUUUCGGAAAAAUUGUCGCAUCUUUUUUCAAAUGCACCCCAAGACCUUGUCGGAAUUGAUGAGCAUUUUAAAUUUCUUCAACCUUUAAUGGCAAUGGAGUCUGAUGAAGUUCGAACUGUGGGAAUUUGGGGGAUGGGAGGCAUAGGUAAAACAACAAUUGCUAGAGCAAUAUUCGACAGAUAUGCCUCUCGAUAUCAAGGUUGCUGCUUUCUACAAAAUGUAAGAGAAGAAUCACAAAAGUCUGGUAAACACAGCUUAUAUGAGAAACUUAUUUCUGAACUACUUGAGGGAGAACAUCUCCUUGUGAAGGGAUCAGCCCAUGCAAGAUCUAUGUAUGUCAAGAGAAGGUUGAGUCGGAAAAAGGUGCUCAUAGUGCUUGAUGAUGUUGAUGCAUUAGACACGUUAGAUUAUCUAACAACAGAAGCAAUCUGUCUGGGAGCAGGUAGUAGGGUCAUUGUAACAACAAGAGACGAGCAAAUUCUAAUCAAUAAAGGAGUGGAUAAAAGAUACAAGGUUUGGGGAUUGAGCUUUGACAGUUCCCUUGAGCUUUUUUGCUUAAAAGCCUUUCACAAAAGCUAUCCUGAACAUGGAUAUGAAGAGCUUUCAAAAAUGGCAGUUAAUUACACAAAGGGCAUUCCAUUAGCAUUAAAAGUAUUGGGAUCCUUUCUACACUCAAGGAGCAUAAAAGAAUGGGAAAGUGCAUUGAAAAAACUCAGGGUUCAUCCCAAUGUGGACAUCUACAAUGUCUUAAAAUUGAGUUAUGAUGGAUUAGAUGAUUUAGAAAAGAACAUAUUCCUUGACAUUGCAUUCUUUUUCAGAGGAGAAUACAAGGAUAAUGUUAUAAGCUUUCUAGACUCUUGUGGUUUCUAUGGCGACAUUGGAAUAAGCACUCUUGAGCGUAAAGCUCUUAUAACUAUUUUCGGCAAUAGAAUAGGAAUGCAUGACUUGAUACAACAAAUGGGUUGGGAAGUCGUUCGCCGAGAAUCAAAUAAAGAUUCUGGAAAGCUCACUCGAAUAAAUAAAGCUGAAGAUUUCUGCAACUUAUUGAAAAAUAGUGAGGAAAAAAGUUUAGUAGAAGGCAUUAUGAUAGACUUGUCCCAAAUUGGAGAUCUACACUUAAAUGCGAACACAUUUACAAAUAUGCCUCGUCUAAGAUUUCUUAAGCUUUAUGCUCCUUCGGAUCAAAGACAGUCCAAAGUCUACAUUCCCACAACCCUGGACCCGUUUCCUGCAAAACUCAGCUAUCUGGAGUGGCAUAGUUGUCCUCUGAAUUCUCUACCAUUAAGGUUUUGUGCAGAAAAACUUGUUGAGCUUAGGAUGACUAACAGUCAAAUUUCUAAACUCUGGGACGGAGCACAGGAUUUUGUGACUUUGACAAAGCUUGACCUUAGUGGAUGUAUAAAGUUGGUAGAGCUCCCAGACUUCAGUAAAGCAACAAAGCUUAAAGGGUUAUACCUAAAGGGUUGUGAAAGUCUAUGUCAACUUCAUCCAUCUAUUUUAUCCAUCCAAACACUUGAGGAAUUGUAUCUUGAUGGUUGCAAAAAAUUGAAGAGUGUGAAAGGCAACAUAUAUUUGAAAUCUCUUAAAAUACUCGCGGUUCAAAGGUGCUCAAGCCUGGAGGAAUUUUCGGUGUCAUCAGAGAAACUGACGAGUUCGUAUUUCUCUUUGUUGAGACUUAAGAGCUUACCAGAUGAAUUCUAUUGCUCUACGUAUCUUGUAUAUCUUUGUCUUUGGGAUUGCAGAGAGCUAAUUGAGCUUCCACACCAUAUCAAAACCCUAUCAAGCUUAUUGACUCUUGACGUAAGUGGUUGUUGUAGUCUUCGAUCUAUACCGGAGCUUCCACCAUCUAUUGAAGUGCUUUUUGCUAAUGGGUGCACAUCACUGGAAAGAAUAUUCAGUUUGAAGGCAGCAUUUAGUUUGAACAGAAGACGGAUCUCAUUUGAAAAUUGCGUGAAAUUGGAAGAGGAGUCGCUGAAUGAUAUUACGGAAGAUGCCCAUCUCACAAUAUUGAAAAAUGUUUUGUUUUAUUUAACGGGUCAAUAUCAGAUGAUAAAUUAUUAUGAAUAUCGUAGAAUGGAUGGUCGUAUUUGUUAUCCAGGGUACAAAGUUCCAAAGUGGUUUGGAUGUCAGACAACAGAAGCGUCCAUAACAAUUGAACUUGAUCAACCUUACUACCACUUGUUGGGUUUCAUCUUCUGUUGUGUUGUUUCUCAAAGCUUACCUUCUCCUUAUUUUAAUAAAUGGGGUACUCACAGUAUCAGGUGUGAAUACGGCCACUUCGGAGACGAUGUAAAGCACACAUUUCAAAUUACAAGGCAAAACUUUAUUCCUGAAAGACGACGGAACUCUGAAGAUCACGUUUUUAUUUGGACUUAUCAAUUUCCCGAUGAAGACAUGUUUAGGGAAAUUGAAAUGUGUGAUGAUGAUGACAGCACUAGCAACCAAAAGAUGUCAUUCAGAUUCAGUGUUGAUCGAUCUGAUGAAUAUGGGAAGAGAGUAGAAGAAAGGAAAAAAUUGGUUUUUAUCAAAGGGUGUGGGAUUUUGCCAAUGUAUGCCUCAACUGUCGUGGAUGUCAUUCAAAAACUUGAAUUGGAGUCCAAGUUGCAGUUGAACCCUAAUCCUUAUAACUCCAUCAGAAGGCAGAGUAUAGAGGCACUGAAAAGCAAGAUGAUCCGGAAGAUUAAAGGAAAAUCACAUCGACUCCUGAAGAAGUAAGCUGCAUGACCAAGAACAGUGAAAGAAAAGUAGUUUGGAUUUAAAAGGCAGCAAGGGGGAGGAGUACUACCACUGCAUUUGAUUUUCAACAUUAGCAAAAGCUUCAUGCCGCUAAUUCCACCUUGUACUACUAUUUAAAAGUUUGUACAAACAGAUGCACUUACAUUCACUUUUGUGAUCUUGUGAAACUCUUGUUUGAUUUGUGUAUCCUAAUGUAAUUGAACCACUUUUUGUCAUGAUUCUUGGGAAUGCCACACUUUUUUUUUUUACACAAGUGAGGAGUUUCUAUUCUUAUGUUUUAAUUUAUGUAUUAUUGCAUGUAAAGCCUU